Messenger RNA from Aureobasidium melanogenum CBS 110374, 1533 nucleotides. Its product is annotated as histone deacetylase. The annotation marks the transcript as partial. Gene Ontology annotation, molecular function: histone deacetylase activity. Lineage: Eukaryota; Fungi; Ascomycota; Dothideomycetes; Dothideales; Saccotheciaceae. The record is from RefSeq and is a predicted model, not a curated record. The transcript has 2 exons.
CCUCUGGACCCUCCUCGCGCCGCAAAUGGUGCUCAACCCAAAAAGGUCGCCUACUUCUACGAUUCUGAUGUCGGCAACUACGCCUACAAUGCCGGUCAUCCCAUGAAGCCUCACCGUAUCCGAAUGGCUCAUAGUCUGAUCAUGAACUACGGCUUGUACAAGAAGAUGGAAAUUUACCGAGCUAAGCCUGCUUCCAAGUACGAAAUGACCCAGUUCCACACCGAUGAAUAUGUCGACUUCCUCUCAAAAGUCACUCCAGACAACAUGGACAGCUACGCGAAAGAGCAAGGAAAAUAUAACGUCGGUGACGAUUGUCCCGUCUUUGAUGGUCUCUUCGAGUACUGCGGUAUCAGCGCUGGUGGCAGUAUGGAAGGUGCUGCUCGUCUCAACCGUCAAAAAUGCGACGUCGCCGUCAACUGGGCCGGAGGUCUGCAUCACGCAAAAAAGAGCGAAGCCAGUGGUUUCUGUUACAUCAACGACAUUGUUCUCGGAAUCAUCGAACUUCUCAGAUUCAAGUCGCGCGUUCUCUACAUCGACAUUGAUGUCCACCACGGCGAUGGUGUCGAAGAAGCCUUCUAUUCGACCGACCGCGUCAUGACCUGCUCGUUCCACAAAUAUGGAGAAUACUUCCCUGGUACUGGUGAAUUGCGCGAUAUUGGUGUCGGCAACGGUAAAAACUACGCUGUCAACUUCCCACUUCGCGACGGCAUGGACGAUGUUGCGUACAAGAGUGUCUUUGAGCCUAUAAUCGCAAAGAUCAUGGAGUUUUUCCGUCCUGAUGCUGUUGUUCUGCAGUGUGGUGGUGACUCUCUGAGUGGUGACCGUCUUGGUUGCUUCAACUUGUCCAUGCGUGGUCAUGCCAACUGCGUUAAGUACGUCAAGAGCUUCAACCUGCCUACUCUGGUUCUUGGAGGUGGUGGUUACACAAUGCGUAAUGUCGCUCGUACGUGGGCUUACGAAACUGGUCAACUUGUUGGUCAAGAAAUGGGCCCUGAGCUUCCCUACACCGACUACUACGAAUAUUACUCUCCUGAUUUCGAACUCGAUGUUCGUCCCUCCAACAUGGACAACGCAAACAGCCCAGAAUACCUCGAGAAGAUCAAGUUGCAAGUCUUCGAGAAUCUAUCACGCACAAGAUUCGCACCUAGUGUUCAAAUGACCGACGUACCACGCUCACCACUUGUUGUUCAGCCCAACGAGAACGACCCUGACAAUGAGGGUGACACUGAAGAUUUGGAUGAACGUGAGCGUCGCCUUGAUGACAAGGACGACGAUGAAAACCCAGACUCUCGCUACACCGAACGCAAAUGGGAUGCUCGUAUUGAGCGUGACGAUGAGUUUGAAGAUUCUGAUGAUGAAGAGAUGGACGCUCUUCUUGGUGUCAAGAAGCAGCCUGGCCAAGAACGUCAACGUAUGAAGAUUACCGACCACAAAAAUCCCUUCGCCGAUACUGCCGAAGGUCCUAUUGAGUCUGGAACUGCCACCCCUAUUGACAACACAAUCCCACCAGCUGCUGCUCAAGCCGAUCAAAUG